This is a messenger RNA of Drosophila kikkawai, 1099 nucleotides long. RefSeq lists its product as uncharacterized. Lineage: Eukaryota; Metazoa; Arthropoda; Insecta; Diptera; Drosophilidae. The record is from RefSeq and is a predicted model, not a curated record.
AAAGGCAGAGAGAUAGCGACAAAGACCCGCUGGAGCAGAUGCAGAUGCUGAUAGGAUGGCUUACAAGUAGGUAAACGAUGUAGUUUCAAUUAAGGAUGCUCCGGGAAGAUGGCAACCGCGAAGAAAGAGACGGCUAAGGGUGUGCUUGCCUAGCUGAUGAAGUCGCUUUCCUUUGAGCCGGGGUCCAGGAGCUAUCCUGCCACCGGGAUGCACAUAUCCUUGCCGAGUGAGCGAUGGCUGAGGAACGAGUGGCACUGGAACACGAGAUGGGCGAAUGCGUCAAACUGAACUUGUACCACUAACCCAGUUAGCAGCGCCACGGAACAUUCGAACCUGGAACACCCGCUGAGCAUGCUACUACGUGCUCUCCAUGUAUCGUCCUGCGCAUCCUGUUUCCUGUUGCGAACACACCCGACCAAAUCCGAGUCCCAGCCGAGGCCAAGCCGUAGCCGAAGCGCCCCAGCGAAACGAACGGAAAGUGGACCGUGCUGCGGCAGAGGUUCGAUGGAGCAGUUUGAGCGAAAUCGCGUUGAACCCCCAAAUGUUGAGACACAAAUGCCCGCCAGAAGCGAGCUUAUCGGGCGAGGGGAAUUUCGUUAUCAUCACAGCCCGGCAACAAAACGUUUUCGACAAGGUUGGCUCGUGCCUGAUCCCAGCGAUCCCACAGUGGGUCCACAAGCUAGUCGCCGGCAUGACGCCUCCCUUUGGCAGCUGGAGCUGCCUCUGCCUGUCCCUGAUCUGGCUGCAGCUGAGCCUCAUCAACGCCGGCCUGGAGUUCCUGCGCGUGGGCGUGCCCUUGCAGCUGGUGCGGCGCCGGGAGCUGGAGGAGGAGGAGCGGCCCAUUGAGGGCGAGUGCACCCUGGGAGCCAUUAGCGUUCGAAUGUUCGCCUUCUGAUGGGUUCUUAUCGGUCAAUUUUUGGCUGGUCUUUGCACGCUUUAUGGGCCUCUUAACUUUGAUAAUAAUUAAACAAAAUAGUAUGUGUCGAGAUAUGUCACUAAGUUUAGUUGUUGUAAAUAUAAAGAACCAUGUUCAACGAGACUUACUACAUUUUAUAAGAACUACUUAAGAAUACAAUAAAAAAUAAUUUGAUACCUAAAA